CUAGGUGAUGUGCCAAGAGACUUCCUAGGAGUCCAGGACUCUGGGACCCUAAGGAGGAAUUAAGUACUAACAAGGCCACAUCCCUUCUUUGGGGUGGAGCCACAAAAGGAACCUCCACCCUAGUAGGCGGGGCCUCGUAGCCAGAGGUGGAGCUGAGAAUUGAGAGCUUGUUGUCUGCCCAGAAGGCCCACAGGGCCUCGGGGCACACCGAGACCAGAAGGUGGCGUCGGCGCGCAGGACCCGGCGUGUCCACAGACUGCCUUCUUUGGACCACGUUGCGGUGGUGGUAGAUCAAGGCUCCGGCUUCACCAAGGCGGGCUUCGCUGGGGAGAUCCAGCCUCGCAUUGUGCUGAAGAGCUCGAGUCUGAUGCCAAGCUGGGACCGGCCUGUACUGCCAGGAGCACCGGGUUGCGAGCUGGCGGGCGGCGUGGCGCGUGCGCACCCCAUCAAGCAUGGUGUAGUAGUGGACUGGGACGCACUGGAGGGACUGUGGGAGCGCCUAAUGGUGGGAGGCCUGCAGGUCCACCCAGAGCAGUGGCCUGUGCUAGUGAGUGACUCACCAUCAGCACCACCGGAGGGCAGAGAGAAAGCGGCAGAGCUGCUGUUCGAGGCCCUGACAGUGCCCGCGUGCCACAUGGCCAGCACGGCAUUACUGGCACUCUGCUCCACCGGAGCAUUCAGUGGGCUGGCUGUGGAGGCCGGGGCGGGCGUGUGCCACGCCACACCCAUUUACGCAGGUCAUUCGUGGCACAAGGCCACCUUCCGUCUGAACGUGGCAGGCAGCAGCCUGUCGCGCUACUUUCGAGACCUGUUGAUGGCAACGUGCCCUGAUCUUCAGCCGCAGGCUCUGCCCCGCAAGACCAUCACACAGCUCAAGAAGCGCUGCUGCUAUGUGUCCCUAGAUUUCCACAGGGAUAUCUGUAAUCCUGCCCGCCACCAGAGGGCCUGUUUUUGCCUGAGCAAUGGCUGCUAUGUGCACCUGGGCAGCGAGCGCUUUCGCUGCCCUGAACCCCUCUUCCAGCCAAGUCUCUUAGGCCAUCCUGAGCCAGGACUGCCCACAUUGGCCUUCCAGGCACUGCAGAAGAUACCCAUAACACUGCGGACACGGCUGGCCAAUACGGUGGUACUGGCUGGUGGUUCCACCCUUUUCCCCGGCUUUGUGGAGCGCAUGAACCUGGAGCUAGAGGCACAGUGCCAGAGGCAUGGGUGCCCGGCCCUGCAGCCCUGCCUGGUGGCUCAACCUGGGCGGGGCACAGCUGUGUGGACUGGAGGUUCCAUGAUGGCCUCCUUGCAGUCCUUUCAGUGCCGCUGGGUGACUCGGGCCAUGUACGAGGAGUGUGGUCCUUUUCUGGUGCGAGAAGUGUUCGAUUGAGUUUUAUAUUGAAGUAGAGUGGGUGCCACCAGGGGUAUUGCAGGGACAGAGGCUGCAACUCUGUCCUAGCAUGGAGAACCAGAUAAACAGAUUGAAGCGUC
This is a messenger RNA of Phodopus roborovskii (desert hamster), 1473 nucleotides long. It is a transcript of the gene Actl10, whose product is annotated as actin like 10. The transcript has a single exon. The record is from RefSeq and is a predicted model, not a curated record. The coding region runs from base 368 to 1372 and encodes 334 amino acids. NCBI's taxonomy places the organism in Eukaryota, Metazoa, Chordata, Mammalia, Rodentia, Cricetidae.